AUGGCCGCUAAUGGAGGAAAGAAAACGUCUGCUAUUGUUAUUUUUGCCCUCUCUGUGCCCAGCGGAGCUUUUCAAAGCACUUUUUUUUUCUUUAUUUGUUCAUGGAAAUUCUUUGACACAGGCAAUUCUUUCAUUUUUUUUUUCUUUUCUUUCCUGUGGGAACUUUUCAUCCGGGAAAUUUGUUUAUCGUCUGCUUUCUUUCAAUAUUUUUCCUGCUUUUUUCCAUUCUCUUUUCACUUCUUUCAUUCUUCUUUGUUGUUUUUCUUCUUUCUUUUUUAUAUUUUCCUUCUUUUUUCCUCUUUCUUUCUUUCUUUAUUUCUUUCUUUCUUUCUUUCUUUCUUUCUUUCUUUCUUUCUUUGUACUUUUCAUUCAUUCUUUCUUUUUUCUUUCAUGUCUUGUUUUUCUUUCUUUCAUUCUUUCUUUCAAUUCUUCUCCUUCUUUUUUCCAUUCUCUUCAUUUCUUUCUUUUUUCUUUCAUGUCUUGUUUUUUUCAUUCUUUCUUUCUUUCUUUCUUUGA
Acanthosepion pharaonis is the source of this 516-nucleotide messenger RNA. The record is from the annotation of a GenBank genome assembly. NCBI's taxonomy places the organism in Eukaryota, Metazoa, Mollusca, Cephalopoda, Sepiida, Sepiidae.